Penicillium egyptiacum is the source of this 540-nucleotide messenger RNA. The record is from the annotation of a GenBank genome assembly. Lineage: Eukaryota; Fungi; Ascomycota; Eurotiomycetes; Eurotiales; Aspergillaceae.
AUGACUUAUACCAGCCUACCCGGGCUCCCCUUCGAGUUAUGGCAAUCCAUCGCAUUACAUCUAUCUAAUGCUAACAUAAAAUCAUACCGCCUGGCAUGUAGCCAAUUCAACAGUGCUGCGCUUCUCCGCAUCGACCGGGUUUUCUUAUCUGCCAACCCACUCAACAUAGAAGUCUUUGGCGGCAUUGCAUCCCACGACAAAUUUUGCCACGGAGUAACCGAGAUCAUCUGGGACGAGGCGCGCUUGCCGACAGGCUCACAGAGAACAUGCGGCAUCGAUGAGGGACAUGAAUUGCUCUCAAACGAGGAUGAGCCCGGCAAUACAAGAGAGUGGGCCAGAAAUUAUGGCUCUAUGUUCCAGGAGGAGAUCGUUGAGCGACAUCAGCCAGAGGAGGAAGAUUGGUGUCCCAGGUGGUUUAAGCAGGCCUGCAAUGAAAACAUCGACCAUCUUAGGCGGCGGAAGAGUUCGGACGUGGACUGGCCCGACCAUGUUGCGCGUGGAGAACAGCUUUUGGCUCAGCCUCCGCCGAGGGAGUGCUGA